CAUCAUAACACGUUGCGAAGUCGCAAAGCCGCGAAGAGUGAAACCCGAAACCGUCGUUAUCACAUUAUUAUCUGAAGAUGCUGAUGACGCCCCUUAAACCAUGAUGACAACAGGAAAAUAAUGCGCAAAAUUCGCCGAUUGUUAUUUUUCCUUUCCGUUGCAUUCGUCUGUACUAGUGUAUUUUACGUUAUUGGCGUUGUGCUCCACAGUUUCUUUGAUGCGCACGUUGGAUUUCACAUUAUUACGGAGAUCGAUAACUUUGGCGAGAUUCAUACAAUCCCACUGAGGAAUUUCAACCCAGAUGAUUUUCUUAGGACAUAUCAAGAAGAGGGAACUAGGCAGAUUUAUGGUUACAACGUUAAUAAGAGUUUCCACAUUCCAUGGAACAGAACCAUUCCAGAAAGGAGACCACAAAGCUGUAGAUACGUAAGAAAAUCCACCAAAAAUCUACCAUCUGCCUCCAUUAUCAUUGCUGUACAGAAUGAGGUCCCUUCUGUUGUUCUUAGGAUGGUCAUGAGCAUUCUCAGAUGUUCACCACCAAGUCUGAUCAAGGAGAUUAUAAUAAUUGAUGGAAGUAAUCAUGAAACUGGUGUGUAUCAGAGAUCUCUAUCAGCAAUUCCAAAGGUAUAUUUCUAUACACAGCCAGGAUUAAAAGGCUUGGUAGCUGGAUUGUUACUUGGAGUGGCUAAGUCCGCAGGGGAGGUGCUUGUCUUUAUGACUGCUCCAGGGGAGGUGACUGCUGGGUGGCUGGAACCUCUACUUGAGAGAAUCCACAUGAAGCCUGGUGUUAUUGUUAGUCCUGUGGUAGAUUUCAUACAUUUUGAAACUUUUGAGUUUGAAUCUACUAGUACCAAUCAAAAAGCAAUUUUGGACUGGAGUUUAUCUGUGAAGUGGCAACAGUUGACAGCAGCAGAGUGGAAUCAGUCAAACAAACCAACAAAACCUAUUGUAUCACCUGUCGUUGAGGGGAAGAUUAUAGCUGUAGAUAGGAAACAUUUCUUGAAACUGGGUCAGAUUGACCCAGACCUGGAAAAUAUUGCAACGGCCAGCUUAGAGCUGUCUUUGAAAUCCUGGUUGUGUGGUGGGACGGUAGAAAUCCUACCUUGUAGUCACGUGGGUAUUAUCAGGAAAAAGAAGAGAGCAGCAACUCCGAACAGCAAGUCCCUCUCUGUUGUCAGAGAUCUUAGGAGAGUGGCGGAGGUUUGGUUAGAUGGGUAUAAGAAAUAUUUCUAUGCCAGUCGUCCCUCUGCUAGAAUGACGUCACAUGGCAGUGUAGCUGAGAGAAGGAAACUGCGUAAGCAGUUAGAAUGUCAGCCAUUUAAGUGGUACUUGGACAACGUUCUCCCUCAGCUGAGACCCCUGUCUGAUGAGGACUUUGUUUACAGGAGGAUCAGACAGGGCUCCACAAUGUGUAUGGACAUUGCCUUGGGACACGUUCCUGUUAUGGCCAGUCUGAGUGAGUGUUCGGAGGAGAAAAGUUCCCAGGAAUGGACUUGGAAGAAGAAAGGGAUGAUAAAAAAUAAUGGGAUGUGCCUGACAGCUGAUGUAAAAGAGACACAUGGUUAUGUUCUCAUGCAGUAUUGUAGUGGAGCAAGUUCUCAGCUGUGGUUUAGGCAGGAUAGUAUGAUUGUUCAUGAAUCAUCUAAGCAGUGUAUUGACAGUCAUAAAGCUGAGAUUGGGUUAGUGUUGUCAGAGUGUGAUGGAUUUAUCCAAUCUCAACAGUGGAUACUGCCAAAGGAGGACACCAUGUGAAAUGUGUUCACUGUAGGGAUAAAAAAAACUUCUGUAUACAAAUGUACAAUACUCAGUAGUGAGGUUAAAGGGAGAGAUACAAUUAUGCUUACACUUGUAGUACAUGUAGAUUUUUUGCAAAGGUGGCAGAGGAAAGCUGUAUAAUCUUUGAUUGUAUGAAAAGUACUAGUAAAUUUUGAUCUUCCCACAAAACUCAAGAAACAAGUCAAUUGUGUGUAUAGAAAUGAUUAUAAAGAUGGAUUUCAUCAUUUGCAUGAGUGCUUGUGUCCUUUUUUAGCUCACCAGAGCAAAAGGCUCAAGUGAGCUUUUCUGAUCACAAUUUGUCUGUUGUCUGUCAUUGUUAGCAUCGUUGAUGUUGUCGUAAACUUUUUACAAUUUCAUCUUCUUCUGCAGAACCACUGGGCCAAUUUCAACAAAACUUGGCACAGAGUACCCUUGGGUAAAGGGGAUUCAAGUUUGUUCAAAUGAAGGGCCACACCUUCUUCCAAGUGGAGAUAAUUAAGAAAAAGUAAACAUUGGAUGGGGUCAUUUAAAAUCUUCUUCUCAAGAACCACUGCAGGGCCAGAAAAGAUGAAACUUAUAUGAAAGCUUUCUAAUAUAGUGUAGAUUCAACUUUGUUCAAAUCAUGGCCUCUGGGGCUAGGUUGGGGUCGCAAUGGGCAAACAAAGUUUUACAUUGGAAUAUUGGAAAAAUCUAUUAAGAUCUUCUUAAGAACAGCAAAGCCAUGCUUGGUCAUAUUUAUAUGGAAGCAUCUUCAGGUACUGUAGAUUCAAGUUUGUUAGAAUCAUGACCCACAGGGAUAGGGAGGGGCCACAACUGGCAAUAAAAGUUUUACAUUGGUAUACAUGGGAGAAACCUUUUAAUAUCUUCUUCUCAAGGACAGCAAAGCCAUGAUUAGUCAUAUUUAUAUGGAAGCACCCUCGGGUAGUUUACAUUCAAGUUUGUUCAAAUCAUGACCCCUGGGACUUGGGUUGUGUCUGAAUGGGCAAACUUUUCAAUACUUGACUGAUUUCUGCUUUUUCUUCUCCAGUGUGCUCAGGUGAGUGAAGUGGCCAUGAGCUUCUUGUUUAAAUUAUUUAAUAUCUUAGUGGGAUCUUCCAAAAACAUAUGUGAGAGAAGCAUCUAUGAUGGCUUAAACCUGUGUACCAGUAUAAUUAUGUGUGUUAUGUUAGAUGUCACAUGCUGCUCAGCAGGGUUUUUUUUUUCACAAUAACCAAAAAUUCUAUAAUAAAAAACUGU
Molecule: messenger RNA, 2991 nt
Organism: Saccostrea echinata
Lineage: Eukaryota; Metazoa; Mollusca; Bivalvia; Ostreida; Ostreidae
Product: polypeptide N-acetylgalactosaminyltransferase 2-like
Exons: 14
Coding region: 121-1752 (543 amino acids)
Cellular component (GO): Golgi apparatus
Source: RefSeq, a predicted model, not a curated record